Lagopus leucura (white-tailed ptarmigan) is the source of this 1786-nucleotide messenger RNA. RefSeq names its product C-C chemokine receptor type 5-like. Gene Ontology annotation, molecular function: C-C chemokine receptor activity. The transcript is spliced from 3 exons. The record is from RefSeq and is a predicted model, not a curated record. Gene Ontology annotation, biological process: G protein-coupled receptor signaling pathway; positive regulation of monocyte chemotaxis; inflammatory response. Lineage: Eukaryota; Metazoa; Chordata; Aves; Galliformes; Phasianidae. The coding region runs from base 283 to 1350 and encodes 355 amino acids. Gene Ontology annotation, cellular component: cytoplasm; membrane.
AUAGGGUUUAACUAUAUGCUUGUUCACAAAGAAGACGACGACACAGUCUGAUAAAACAAGCUUGAUAAACCUGUCAUCAGCUGAACGUGUCCAGCACAGCACUCACAAGACAGGGCUGCACACAGCUUUUAUUCCAGAGUUACCUAAGGCCAGCCAUUUCCAUGGCCCCUGCCUGACCCAGACUCUGAAGAGGACACAGCCUUUGCCAUUGGAACCCAGACCAACGCUACUGACUUGCUGCUCGCCAGCAGCCAUUACAGCACGUGAGCAGAUCAGCACACAAUGGAAAACUAUACCAUUGAUUUGGGUUACAUGCCAACAACAACAUUUGACUACGGUGAUACAGCACCAUGCAUGGGAACAGAGGAAAAGCACUUUGCAGCAAAUUUUCUGCCACCGCUUUACUCAUUGGUGGUGAUAUUUGGCUUCAUAGGCAACAUUCUUGUUAUCCUUAUCCUGGUAAAAUACAAGAAGUUGAAGAGUAUGACUGACAUCUACCUGCUCAAUCUGGCCAUUUCUGAUUUGCUGUUUGUAUUUUCUCUUCCUUUUUGGGCUUAUUAUGCUGCUCACGACUGGAUUUUUGGAGAAGCGCUGUGCCGGAUCCUCUCAGGCAUUUACCUCCUUGGCUUCUACAGCGGCAUCUUUUUCAUAAUCCUGCUGACCAUAGACAGGUAUCUGGCCAUAGUUCACGCAGUGUUUGCUUUAAAAGCUAGGACAGUUACCUACGGCAUCCUCACCAGCAUUGUCACGUGGGCUGUUGCUCUUUUUGCCUCUGUUCCUGGGAUAGUAUUUCACAAAACUCAACAGGAGAAUACACAGUAUACAUGCAGUGCUCAUUAUCCUCCAGAUAGCCUAAUAAAUUGGAAGCACUCCUACAUUUUAAAGAUGAACAUUCUUGGGCUUAUCAUUCCAAUGAUCAUUAUGAUUUUCUGUUACUCUCAAAUUUUAAAAACAUUAUUGAGAUGCAGGAAUGAGAAAAAACAGAAGGCGGUUCGACUUAUUUUUGUCAUCAUGAUUUUUUAUUUCAUCUUCUGGACACCGUUCCAUGUUGCUUCUUUUGUGCACACAUUUCAAACUUCUUUUUUUUCUCCAGAUUGUGAUAGCCAAACCAGGCUGGACGAAACAAUUCAAGUAACAGAAACAAUUUCAAUGAUCCACUGCUGUAUCAAUCCUGUGAUCUAUGCAUUCGUUGGAGAAAAAUUUAGGAAAUAUCUUCAUACAUUUUUCCGUAAGCAUGUUGCAGCUCACCUGUGCAAAAAGUGUCCAUCUCUUUAUCGUGAAAAAUUAGAAAGAGUUAGUUCCACAUUUACAGCAUCAACUGCCGAGCACGACAUCUCUACUGGAUUGUAAAAAUAAUUCUAGAGUCUAGCUAGUGAAUGCUGCAUCUCUUUGCCUGACGAAGUGGACGACAUUGUAGAAGAUCUUUAUGCCAAUUCUUGGGGUUAGUUGCCUGGAUCACACUAUUUUUUGAUGUUAAUCUAAGAGAAACAACCAUUUCCCAUUAACUGUUAGUAUCAUAGCUUGAUCACAGAAUGACUUGUUUGAUUUUGAUGGCAGACCCAUAUUCUGUCCGAUGAACAAAUAUUCAUGGCUUUUACUAGGGAAGAAUAUAAAAUAGAUGAAGGAGCAAUAAGUAAUAUCACAAGAUCUAUUCACAGCCACAUGAACAAUGUAAGACUGGGAGGAGGCUUUGAGGAUUGAUGUACCUGUUCAGUAUACAGCAUGAAUGGAACACCCAGAAUCCUGACUGCAUUUGGAAAUAAAAGUAUUCUUUCUGAAACAGUCA